AUGGGCAAUUACUUUGUGAUUGUGGACGUGAUUGUGGAUGUUAUGAUAACCUUCACCAUCAAACACACCACCACCACUACCACCUUACAGUAUUUGCAACGUUGCAUCUUCUCUAUAUCAACUAUGAAUUCGUUCAGGAACAUUUUCCAAAAGUCCAACGAUGACCGGAAGGCGUCGCUGAAGCACUCCAAAUCAAUGACAUACUCGCAAUACACACACUACCAUGGGCCGACUGACGCAAACGUCGACUCAUGCACAGACUUGCUGGACAAGUCUUCCUAUUCCCCUGAACCAACUGAGCGCGUCCCUCGACGUGGUUUCAAAGCGCUUUCUUUAAAUUCAAAGAACGUAAAGCAGAGACUGGCAGAACGUAUCCGCACCAAGUCCAAUGCUGGUCGCUCAAACAUCCCUCCUCCAUCCGCCCCUGCUCCCCCUCUUCCCAACCACCGCUACCUUCAUCGAGUACUCUCGCGCUCCGCAUACAAAUCACUCGUAAACAUUAGUGAAGUUGCGUCCCACGUCGCCGUCCAGACUCUGGCGCCAGCCCAUCCCAAAUACGAUGAGAUUUUGCAGGAGCAGGACCCUACUGUACUCCGUAGAAUGAUCAAUGAUCAUCCCUUGUCGCCUGUUUGCAGCGAACCCUUCUCAGAACAUAUGCAUCCCAUGCAUUUUGACAUGGACGAGCCGCAGCUCGGGCGUCCCAAGACACUUCAAUUCUACAUCAACGAGGCAUUGGCCCAAGGCCGUCCCUUGGAUGUACGCGCAGGUGGCCGUUACCGCCGUAUCGUUGACGCGCAUGACCCGAUGGACAUCGUUUCGGAGACUGGAUCUGAUUGGGAUGAGCAGAGUGGAGAGUAG
Suillus bovinus is the source of this 858-nucleotide messenger RNA. RefSeq lists its product as uncharacterized. The record is from RefSeq and is a predicted model, not a curated record. The coding region runs from base 1 to 858 and encodes 285 amino acids. The transcript has 4 exons. Lineage: Eukaryota; Fungi; Basidiomycota; Agaricomycetes; Boletales; Suillaceae.